Messenger RNA from Orbilia oligospora ATCC 24927, 2325 nucleotides. RefSeq lists its product as uncharacterized. Bases 1 to 2325 code for a protein of 774 amino acids. The record is from RefSeq and is a predicted model, not a curated record. Gene Ontology annotation, molecular function: protein binding. The transcript is spliced from 5 exons. NCBI's taxonomy places the organism in Eukaryota, Fungi, Ascomycota, Orbiliomycetes, Orbiliales, Orbiliaceae.
AUGGCUUGGCAGUCGCAUAACGCCGGCGGCGCAGGCGAUGGAGGAGGGGCACAAGGUGCUGGUGCUCCAGCUGGUAUUCACCCUGGUCAGCCGACGGGGACUGAAUAUACCCUACAAGGCAAGUACUGGGAUUUUCCUACUUCCCGAGUUUGUGUCAUGCGUUUCCUCCAAACCGAAUGGCAUCGUCAUGAACGUGAGCGGAAUCAAUGGGAAAUAGAAAGAGCUGAGAUGAGAGCUCGCAUCGCUAAGCUGGAAGGGGAGAGUUCGGCGGCUAAGAGGCUGCAGCAGGGAUACCUUAAGAGGGUUAAGAUGCUGGAAUCAGCGCUGAAGCAAGAGAGAUCGAAGAGUGCGAAGGUGAAUGGAGCAGCUUCUGAAGAUUCUGAAGAUCAGCUGAAAAAUAUCAUUCCCGAGAUACCUCAGAUCUCUUUACGUUCAGAAGAAGCGAGAAAGAAGAGCAGACAUUAUCUCGAUGAAUGUCUCAAGGAGAUUACCUACCUUCUUCUCCCCCCGAACCACCCACCUCCUCCUAAUCCUCCUCAGAACAUAGAUCCUAUCACAGGUGCUCCGCUUUCCAUGGAGCAACAGAUCUCGUCUAUCCCACCUUUCCCGCACCAGCUAGCAUCACAGCAGAUACAAAAGUUCCCUGAUACACAGCCGACUGGGAACGGAGUUGCUUUCUCGAGGUCCCUGCACCCCGCUCCGAUUUCGAUCCUCCCAUCCCCUCCUGUAGCACUACCACAUCAAACUUCUCAACCAAAUAAUACGAAUUUACCGUACUCUCACGCCCAUGAAACCCGACAGAACCAUGUUAUAGCCAAGCAGGUUCCUUCUGAAGCCCAGUCUGUCGUCGACACCCAGCUUCCAGAUGAAAUUAUCGAAAAGGUCACAUAUAAGAACGAUGCUCUUGGCGAGCCCUUAGAUUCAGCUGAUACCGGACGUAUCUCUCUUCGUAGAAUUGGUAGGCCAAAAGCUGCGGCCACGGAGUCUAUGGACGAUGCAUGGGAUUUUGAAGAGGAAAAGCCGCAACCACCAGUUACCGAACAACAGCCGCAAGCUGCUCCACCGGGCUCUGCUCGUAGAAAGUCUAUUACUCGUCGACGGCUGUCGCAAGAAGCUGCGCUGAGUGCUUUGAAACAAGAGCCAGGUACUAGUCAUAAGGUCAAGUUUCAAUUGAGAGGGCAUUUAGAUGUUGUCAGGGCUAUUACGUUCACUGGUGGCGGAUCAGCUAUCGAGCCUGAAAUCUGUAGUGGUGGAGAUGAUGGUGUUAUCAAGAGAUGGACUAUUCCUGGUGGCUAUUUGAACCCGGGGAUGUCGGAUGUGGAUGUAGCCUGCACCUUUACCCACAGGGGUCAUACAGCUAUGGUCACCUCUUUAGCAUCCUCUCAUACUGCUAGCCUCUCCGGCGGUCUUAGCAAUGAUUGCGAGGGUUGGAUCUUCUCAGGAAGCGCCGAUACGACGGUGAAGGUUUGGCAGAAGGGCCGGGUUGAGGCCCGAGCUACGCUCGUCGGUCACACCGACGUCGUCUGGGCUGUUUGUGUCCUGCCAAUCAGUCGGUUGGAUGACCGAAUCACUGUUGUUAGUGGAUCCGCCGACGGCACUAUCAAAAUUUGGACUGUUUCUCCGCCUGUCAAGUCUGCACAUAGUAGCGUCCGCAGUACCCAAUCCAACUUCCUGAAUUCUGCCGGCAAGGAAGAAUUUUCGUCUCACCUGGUUACUACAAUCUCUCGUGAAGGCGGAGCUUCCCCAACCGCUAUUACUCCGUUGUCACCUACCGGUGAGACUUUCAUCGUUGCUUGGAACGACGCGAGUGUCUUGAUCUAUGACAGCCAGACCGGCGAGGAGUUGGUUGGGAUGAGCUCCUUAGAGUCAUAUGAUGGAACACCGGCUACGGGUGUUAACACCGUCGUUGCGACCACCCUGGGAAUCAGUGAUGUUGACCCGAAGGAGGGCGUUGAGGAAGAAGCUGUUGGCGGUGGAGCGACUGGUGGAGGUCGUGAUGGUGUCACUGGCGUCGUUAUUGCUGGUACCGAGGAUCGAUUUGUUCGGUUUUAUGAUGCAAAUUCUGGACAAUGCACAUAUAACAUGCUCGCACACCCUGCAGCAAUUUCUUCACUUGCCUUGCAGACCGAGUUAAAGAUGCUAGUUUCUGCCGCUCAUGAUGGUUCACUUAGGUUCUGGGAUUUGGAGAAGCGAGCUUGUAUUCAAGAACUUCCGGCCCAUAGACUUAUGCGUGAAGAAGGCGCUUGUGUCGUUGUUUGGUCUGCAGAUGGCCGUUGGGUCGUCAGCGGUGGUGGUGAUGGAGUUGUAAAGGUUUAUACGAGGUGA